Tetrahymena thermophila SB210 is the source of this 1944-nucleotide messenger RNA. RefSeq lists its product as hypothetical. The record is from RefSeq and is a predicted model, not a curated record. The transcript has 2 exons. Lineage: Eukaryota; Ciliophora; Oligohymenophorea; Hymenostomatida; Tetrahymenidae.
UAAAUUUUCAAAAUUUUAUAUAACCAAGAUAGAAAGAAUAAAUCUUUUAAAUUAAUAAAUAAAUUUAGAAAAUAAUUUAUAAAGCUUAAAAAUCAAACAUUCAAAUAAAAAACCAUAAACUACUGCUCUUUUUUUAAUUUGCUAAAAAUACAUUAAAGUUAAGCUUUUUUUAAAAAAAAAUAUUAUUAAAUGGAGAAAGAACUUUUCUGCGCCUAUCAUGUAGGCUAAAACAUAACAAACUUUUGUGAAGAUUCUUAAUGCUUAAUGCCUCUUUGCCCUAAAUGCUUGCCAAUUCAUACAUCUGAGCAUAAAUAAAACAAAACAUAUGGGUCAUUUUAACCAAUUGAUGAUAUGAUUUAAAGAGCUACAUCAAUAUCUAAGUCAAAAAUAGAUAGCUAUAAAUAAAUCUUAGCAAAGAAUGAAAGAUCUUCAUAAAACGGAUCAGAACUGCAAACGUAUCUAAUCAGAUAAUUAAAAGAGGCUAAGGAAAAGGUAGUUUUUGAAAUAGAGACAUUCUUCAAUUCUUUAGAAAGCAAGUGCCAAAAAUUAUGCACAGAGUUAACUUACAAGAAAUCAAACAACUUAAAGAGUGAGACAUUUGAUGUCGAAAAAAAGAUACGUUAAUACUAAGAAUUUUUAGAUGGAAUCUAAAAAAAGGAAAAAUGCUUAAUGAGUUUGAUCCGUAUUUUUAAAGCAAAUAAAGAAGAUCAAUUAGCAAAUAAUUUUGAAUUGGGUCACUUAAAUAGCAGUAGCGAAAUUCCAUAAAAUGACUUAAAAAAAAUAUAAAUCAAAGUAGACUUAGAGAAACUAAGUGAGAUCACAGACUCUUUAAGCGGUUAUGUCAAAUUAGUUUACAAUUAGUAAUAAAAAGUAGCUAAAAAGUAAGUUAAGUUUGAUGAAAAUAGCUUGAGCAAUAAAUCUGUAAAUUCGAGUUAAGAUAUAUCACCUAUAGUUUUUGAGUCACCUAACUCUAAGAUAAAAACAGACAAAGCUAAGGCAAUAAAAAGAAAUACAAAUAAUGUUUAUGAUAAAGACUAAGAGUUAGAAGAUGAAGACACUACUUCAAACAAUUCUUAAAAUAAUCUACAAGAAAAACAACAACAACAAAACAAGUAAAAAGGAUUUUAUAAAGAAGCAGAUGAUAUAUACUUAAUUAAUGAUCCUGACAUUAUAAGACUAAAAUAAAAGUAAGAAGAGAGAAGGAUUAAAAAUGAGCUAAGAGAAAUUGGAAUGAAAAAAAUAACCUCAAAUUCGAACAUCCCAUAGAGUAGCAAAGUCAGAAGACCUCCAAAUUCAAUAGAAGAUAAAUUGGAAGAGUUUAAUGAACCUUCUAAUAAUUUCAUUACAUUUGAAAGACCAUCAAAAGAUUAACUGAAAUAAUUCGCUAAACCAGAAGAGCUAGAGUUUUUAGAAAAAGUUUAACAAAAAUCUAUUUAGUUGUAAUAAGAAUUUGAGAAAUAGCAAAAUGAAAUAUUCUAGUCUGCAAUUAAUUAUUAGAUUCCAGUUCCAUAAAGAAAUGUUUAUCAACCUAGAUAAUUCCCAGAAUAAAAGUAAUUAUAAUUUAAUUCAUAAUAAGAUUUACAACAGCUUCCACCAGUCUUUAAAAGCCAUAGUGCAUCAUAAUCAUAAUCAGAAGUAGAUAUUAGUUCUCCAUCUGGAAAAUAAAAUUUAUAAAAUAAAUACACAACUUAAUAGCAAGUGCUAUAGAGAUCACCUCUAGCUGAUAGAUUUGAUUAAAAUAGCUUUAAUAGGAAUCCAUCUGAGUUUAUAAAUAAUUAAUACGAAAACAAUUUCAACAGAGUAUAAUCACCUUACAGUUUAAAGUCUCAAAAUAUGAAUAGUCCAAACAGUAAAUUGGUCUAGAAUCCAAUCAAUUAUGAUAUCUAAAGCAACGGAUAUCAAGCCUAGUAACAAUGGAAUAAUAAAAAAAUAUUUUAUAAUUGA